AUGGGUCACCACUCGUGCUGCAACCAACAGAAGGUGAAGAGAGGCCUUUGGUCUCCUGAAGAAGAUGAGAAGCUCAUCAGAUACAUCACCACUCAUGGCUAUGGCUGCUGGAGUGAAGUGCCUGAGAAAGCUGUGUCUUCAAAGAUGUGGCAAGAGUUGUCGCUUAAGAUGGAUAAAUUAUUUGAGGCCGAAAUCAGAAGAGGAAGGUUUACUCCUGAAGAGGAGAGGCUGAUUAUUAGCCUUCAUAGUGUUGUAGGCAACAGCUUGAAUAACGAAACGUGGAAUUCAAACCAGCAUCAAGUUCAAGCACUUCCUCCUUCAGCUUCUUUUACAACUGGUAUGAAUGCUCAUUACUUGCCUCCAUUGACAGAGAACAUGGAAAGCAUGGUGCCCAUUGAUCAGCAUCAUCAUCAUCAAGUACAAUCUUGUAGCAUGGAUGAUGAAGGAGAAAUAUCACUUGACUGCUUACAGAGGCAAGAGUUGAAUGACUGGGGUAAUCUCAGCACUCAAGCUUUCUAUUUUGGGACAAUGUUGAGGGGCCAUUUAGUGGGAAGAACAUUGCACCAGCUUCAUCAAAUACAGGAACCACACUGUCUUCUUUUCCUUGAGGUCUUUAAAUUAUCAAUCAUGGUAAAAUAUUAUCCUUGA
Messenger RNA from Mangifera indica (mango), 648 nucleotides. RefSeq names its product transcription factor MYB83-like. NCBI's taxonomy places the organism in Eukaryota, Viridiplantae, Streptophyta, Magnoliopsida, Sapindales, Anacardiaceae. The coding region runs from base 1 to 648 and encodes 215 amino acids. The record is from RefSeq and is a predicted model, not a curated record. The transcript is spliced from 3 exons.